UUUUUUUCAAUGAAUUUUUAAGAUCUUAACUGUAAGCGUGAGAUCACAUGGAAUGAGAUAUGAGAGAAUAUGCCUCAACCCAUGACUUUUUAAUCUCCAUGAAACUCUCCCACCAAAUAAAACUCACUCAAAUCAGCUUUCAAAAUAGAAACCGGAAACAGAACCUGUCACCCUUCUGUUUGUUCAUCUGAAUAUAAAUAUGUAUACCAUCUCAUCAAUUAUGUGCCUGUUUUCAGCUUCCUUAAAGCUUUAACUUUUCUGGGUAAUUCUUCGUUUUUCUUAUCAUCCAUUGUGUACAGAGAAGAACGGGGAGCGAGCGAGCAAAUGAAGACAUAAGGGUACAUACUGCUUAAUUUUUGGUGGGCAGCGACGGUCUUUCAAUGAUGUUUAUUUAGGUGGUGGUGGUUAUUUCAGUGACCCAAUAUAAUGACCCAUACUCUGUUUCACUCGCACACACUUGAUUACUAGCUAGCUAGAGAAAAGGGACCUUAUUCUUUGAUCAGAAGAAGAAAACAUCCCAAGCUUUUUGCAUAGGUGCUUGGGCUGAAAGGGAAAGUUGCAGAUCUCAUUCAUAAUUUGAUAUAAAGAGAUCUUUCAAUAUGGUGAAUGUACUUUUGGUAGUUACAUUUUUGAGUCAUAUUACAUGGGCUGUCAAGGGCAGCUCACAUUGCAAACAGACAGAAACCUGGGAGAUUCAUCCUCACAGUGUCGCUAUUACUGAAUUCGGGGCGGUUGGAGAUGGUGUCACUCUCAAUACGAAAGCCUUUCAGAAUGCCAUCUUCUACCUCAAUUCGUUUGCUGACAAAGGUGGGGCCAAGCUUUUUGUCCCAGCUGGCCGGUGGUUGACAGGAAGCUUCGAUCUCGUCAGUCACCUGACAUUGUGGUUAGAUAAGGAUGCGGUAAUUCUUGGAUCAAAGAAUCCUGAUGAUUGGCCAGUUGUUGAUCCUCUGCCUUCCUAUGGCCGAGGUAGGGAGUUACCUGGAGCAAGACAUCGAAGCCUCAUAUAUGGUUACAAUUUGACCGAUGUGAUCAUAACAGGUGACAAUGGAACUAUCGAUGGCCAAGGCAGUGUUUGGUGGAACUGGUUUCAAAGUAAAACUCUGAACUAUACUCGGCCCCAUUUGGUUGAGUUGAUGAACUCAACUGGGGUUUUAAUCUCAAACUUGAAUUUCUUGAAUUCUCCAUUUUGGACAAUCCAUCCGGUAUACUGCAGCCGCGUCACAGUCCGGAAUGUCACAAUUCUGGCUCCUCUGGAUUCACCAAACACGGAUGGGAUCGAUCCAGAUUCUUCUGAUGAUGUGUGCAUUGAAGACUGUUACAUUAGCACCGGGGAUGAUCUAAUUUCCAUCAAAAGUGGGUGGGAUGAGUACGGAAUUUCAUUUGGCCGCCCCAGCACAAAUAUUAUCAUCCACCGGCUCACUGGCCACAAUCGAAACGGCUCUGGGAUUGCAAUUGGAAGUGAGAUGUCCGGAGGUGUUUCUGAAGUUCAUGCAGAAAACCUUUAUUUUUUCAAUACAAGCACGGCUAUCAUAAUAAAGACUGCUCCUGGAAGGGGUGGUUAUGUGAGAAAUAUCUAUAUAUCAGAUGUUACCUUGGUUGGUGUAGACACAGCUAUAAGGUUCAAUAGUAAUUUUUCCGAGCAUCCAGAUGAUUUUUAUGAUCCAAAUGCUCUCCCUGUAAUAGAAAGGAUCACUGUUAAAGACGUCAGAGGAGAUAACAUAAAAGUUGCAGGCCUCCUCAACGGCAUAGAAGGGGACAGUUUUCGUCAUCUUUGCUUAUUGAGUAUUACUCUAAACGUAACCUCGGAGUCUCCUUGGAACUGCUCGUACAUUCAAGGGUACUCUGCCUUGGUUUCCCCAGAAACUUGUGAACCUCUAAAGGAAAGCAUCUACCCCAAGCAUUAUUCUGAUUGUUACUAUCUAUCGAAUCAUUUGCAUAGUUCAGGUAAUCAAAACAGAAGUUCUUGGUUUGGAAUUUUGAAUUUUUUUAGUACAGAAUUUUUAUUCUUGCCAUUUCUCAACACAACAGCCCGUCGUCACCUCACCAGGGAAACGAUGGCCAACAUACAAAGUUGACUGGAUUAGCUUGUGGUUGUCCAUUUGUUAGAGAGAUUGUUUCUUGUAAGUUUGUUUGCAGUAAGAAAUAAUUGAGUGAUUUGUUAGAAAAAUUAA
Hibiscus syriacus is the source of this 2171-nucleotide messenger RNA. Its product is annotated as probable polygalacturonase. The record is from RefSeq and is a predicted model, not a curated record. The coding region runs from base 600 to 2075 and encodes 491 amino acids. The transcript is spliced from 6 exons. Gene Ontology annotation, molecular function: polygalacturonase activity. Gene Ontology annotation, biological process: carbohydrate metabolic process. NCBI's taxonomy places the organism in Eukaryota, Viridiplantae, Streptophyta, Magnoliopsida, Malvales, Malvaceae.